Molecule: messenger RNA, 1449 nt
Organism: Phytophthora megakarya
Lineage: Eukaryota; Oomycota; Peronosporomycetes; Peronosporales; Peronosporaceae
Source: the annotation of a GenBank genome assembly
AUGAAGGAAGCUACCCAAGCGCGGAUCCAACAAGUACUAGAAGUGGAGAUCGUGGAUCAAGGAUCGCAGGAAUAUCAGGGUGUCGACCACUUGAUGAAGUAUUUGGUCGGGGAGAUCCGAGAUCUGACACAAGAAGAGGCUAAGAUGUUUGGAUCUAUUGCUAUGAAUAAUGAAGUGGAUCAGUUGGAUCUACCCUUCUAUUGCCCGACGAAUAAGGAAACCGCUGCAGAUCGACUGGCGAUACCUGAGACGCUUAAACGGGACAUCUUACAUCACUAUCACACGAGCCUACAGGGAGGCCAUCAAGGGAUCGGUCGCACCUACGAUCGGAUCCGUGAUCAUUUCUACUGGGGAGGGAUGUACAAGAGUGUACAGCGAUAUGUGGGAGAAUGUGUCGACUGCGAAACAGGCAAAGGACGACCCCGGAUCCAGGGCGAGUCACCUGGUAACCUUCAGGCGGCAUACCCAUUCCAGAUCAUUGCCAUGGAUCACAUACCUUCAUUGCCUAGAUCCUUCAAUGGCAACACCGAAUUGCUGAUCUUCGUGGAUCUAUUCUCGGGAUAUGUGAUCGCCAAAGCCAGCGCCUCUAGAUCCGCUCAGACAAUCGCCGAGACCUAUGAGGAAUGUUUCUUCCGCCGAUUUGGCGCGAGCGAGGUGAUCCGGCACGGUCGGGAGCCAGGCUUUAUGUCUGACUUCUUUAAGUCUUUCAACAAGAUCCUGGGACAACGCCAACGGGCUACCAUGGCUUAUCGACCCCAAGCUAAUGGAUCCGCAGAACGUAUGGUCCAGACAACUACCAGGGCUCUUAAGAUGUAUGUGGAGGAUCUAGAUAAACGAGAUUGGGACGAGUAUGCUGAGCGACUCACCUUCGCGAUCAGCACUGCAAGAGAUCGGAUCCGAGGUGAAACCCCUUUCAACAUGAUACAUGGCUGGGAUCCAAGAUCUACCUUGGAAGCAGUAAUCCCGGUGGGGGUACUCGCAGGCAUGAUCGAGAUCCGAGAAGAUGGCAAUAUCGGAUGCAAAAAACAAGUGAACCAACGUUUACGCAAGGCGAUCGCGGAUCGGGCCGAUGCGCAUAAUGAUCUAGUACGUCCUCAUCCUGUAGAGUCUGGAUCAAGGGUCUGGUUGUACCUAGAUCGAGUGCGUGAGGGAUAUGCAAAGAAGCUGGCGCAUUUGUGGCAUGGCCCAUUCCACGUCGCGGGAUAUGCAAAGAAGCUGGCGCAUUUGUGGCAUGGCCCAUUCCGCGUCGCUGAAAAGAUUGGGGAAUACGCAGUGAGGUUGGAAGUCGCAGGAUCAACAUACAGCAUUUUCCCUGUAGUGCAUGUUUUGGAGAUCAAACUGGUCAAGAUGUUCCCAGAUCGACCCAUAGCUCGUCUUAAUGAGGAGGAAGGAGGUCGUGUGGACUUCGAUGAGGCCCUCCUACCGUAUGAGGACGGGCAAGAUGACUAG